Molecule: messenger RNA, 486 nt
Organism: Quercus robur (English oak)
Lineage: Eukaryota; Viridiplantae; Streptophyta; Magnoliopsida; Fagales; Fagaceae
Product: receptor-like serine/threonine-protein kinase ALE2
Exons: 3
Coding region: 1-486 (161 amino acids)
Biological process (GO): protein phosphorylation
Molecular function (GO): ATP binding; protein kinase activity
Source: RefSeq, a predicted model, not a curated record
AUGGGUGAAGGAGAAUUUGGACGUGUUUACUGUGGGAUUAUGGAAGAUGAAACUGAAGUUGCAGUUAAAUUGCUAUUAAGGGAUAAUCAAAAUGGGGACCGUGAAUUUAUUGCAGAAGUUGAGAUGCUAAGUCGAUUGCAUCACCAUAAUCUUGUGAAACUGAUUGGUGUUGACAAGGACAAGGGCCCUCUAGUCUGGGAUGCACAAAUGAAGAUUGCCCUUGGAGCAACAAGAGGAUUGGCCUAUCUUCAUGAAGAUUCUAAUCCUUGUGUAAUACACCGUGAUUUCAAGGCUAGUAAUGUUUUACUAGAAGAUGACCUCACGCCCAAGGUUUCAGAUUUUGGGUUGGCCAGGGAAGCAACUGAAGGAAGUCGUCAGAUUUCUGCUCGGGUCAUGGAAACUUUUGGGUAUGUUGCCCCAGAAUAUGCAAUGACAGGGCAUCUAUUUGUCAAGAAUGAUGUCUACAGUUAUGGGGUUGCUCCCUGA